AUACAUUCAUUGCCAAUUUCAGUUUUUCUGUGAACGCGUGGAAUUGUUUUGUGAAAAAUUCGAUUUUCCGUAUCUAAAUUGCGCGCAAAUAAAACCAAAAUAAAUGCAGUGGUUGGUGGAAAGUUUGAAAUUAAAAUAUGAAUCAAAAGGGAGCGCGAGAACAAAAUGAAACAUCGAUAAUAAGGAAUCUGCCAAAGCGACUGCAAAAGAGGAUCGUUGAAGAUGUUGGCGAAAACACAUUGGUGACUGUUGUUGAAGACAAUAGGCAUAAUUGUAGCGCACAACCUUCAACAUCCAAUGGAGGCGUUAACGUUUAUGUGAACAAAUAUGAUGGAUAUGAUAAGGUGCCUACGCGAUUACUGCAAAAGGAAGAUGCGUCAAGGAGGGCCAACCAAAAAGAGAAUGGAGCAACAGAGGUUACGCGCAUUAAUUUUUUCUUGAAGAAUGCACCUAAUGACAGUGCUCUAAAUAAAAACAACACCAAAAAAGUAACUGAACCCGUUUUGGAAACCAGCGGAAAGUCAGUUGUUAAUAAUGGCGUUAGUAUGAAAGGUGGACACAGUGGUUUGAGUAAUGCUUCGAUACCAGGAAUUUUACGUUUAAAUGAAUCAAAGCAAGUAGUUGACAUGGAAAAAAACAAUUUGAACGAGAAAAAUUUAAUGAAAAAUAGUGGCAGAAGGCCAGCAGCACGUAAUAAGCGAGUCACUCAAGAUAACCCUUCAACGAAAUCACCCUCGCGUCAGCUACAACGACAAUCCAAACAGCCACUUUGGUUUGAAAUGCUUGCUGAUAUACCAUAUGCACAGUCACUAUCAAAAUAUUACGAAAAAAUUACGUCAAUGAUGCAUUACAAUGUUGUAGUAGAGCAAUGGUGUCAGUUUGCUGAGGCGCGUAAUGAACUUCAAACUAUAUUUGCAAAACUAUUGCUGCAACAACUUAAAUUAUGCUGUGAACAAAAAAUUGAUACGUUCUUUUGGAAACUACUUUAUUACAAUGUACGAGAAUACUUUACAAAAAAUAACAAUAGCAAAUCAAAUACUAAUGAAAUGCACAACAAAUUGCUCAUAAUAAUUGAUGAAGGUCUAGAAUUCUACACUGAUUUGCACACAAAGCUUAGUGCGAAAUAUAUAAACCCCUAUCAACAAGCCUCAAACAUUAGUUCAUCUGAAAAAUUACCAGAACCACGUUCAACGCACAAAUUUGAAUUUAUUGCCAAAGUAGCUGCUCAAAAGUUACUUAUUUGUUUGGGUGAUCUCUGUCGCUACAAAACCAAAGAACUACAAUCAAAUGAUUACACCGAUGCAGCCAAGUAUUACCAGCAAGCACAAGUACUGAUACCCACAAAUGGUAUACCAUACAAUCAAUUAGCUAUCGUAUCCAUACAUGCGCGUAAGAAAUUCGACGCCGUUUAUUAUCAUAUGCGCAGCUUAUUGUCUUCCAACGCUAUAUAUUCAGCACGUGAGAGCCUCUUAGUGUUAUUCGACGAAAUACGUAAGAAGUAUGAAGAGAAUGAGCUGAAAGCUUCACCUCUGCAUCAGAGCAGUCCAAGAUGCAAUAAUACUAGAGCUUCCAAAUCAAUGCGUAAAGAAGUAUGGAUACAUGUAGAUGGUGUACGAAGAUUGCAUCGCACCUCCGAAUCUGACAGUGGUCGCAGUAAAAGGGCUAUAUUAAAAGAAGAACAAGGUUUUAAACAGCUGAACGAUGAAGAGCUGAUUCGCCGUUUCACAUCGCUAUAUUUGUAUAUUAUUGGGAAAUUAUAUACUGGCAUAGGUAUGGAGUCUGUAGUUGCGCACCAACGUAAACUUUUGGCGGAGCUAAGUGUUCUGCUCAGUCGCAGCCCAUUUCCAAUUAAACGAUCUCGCCUACUGAAAAUAGUGGCUUUAAACAUUUUUAUUCUAGAGCAUAAUAUGCAUAAGGAAUCACGACGAGAAAUUCGUUACUAUGCAUUUAAUUUUUGUAACCAAAUAUUUGGUUUGCUGCUACGCAAGUGUAAUCAAUUAUUCGAAACGUUUGAGGAUAAAUUAUUGGACCACGAAGAUCUAAGUUUUAUUGAACUCAACACCUUGCUACAGUACAUAAAUAUUUAUACGGACUGGUUGACGCGCAACGUCGCUAUUUGGGAGCCAGUGCGCAAUGAAGAACAUAUCAUUAUGAAUAGCUGGGCGGAAUGGGAAAGUUUUUAUCAAGUGCUCAAACGCUUAAUCGAUGAUAAAUCGAUAAAUAACGUGCCAAUCGAUUCGCUCGAUGAAGAGGUCUACUUAUCAGGCUUUACACCGUUAAUGCCUUCCACUAACAACAGCAAUGCGUGCAAAUGUUUGCCCGUGAAAUCCAUUUGUAGUGAAAGUGAGCAAUUUUUUGCACGUUUACAGAAAAUUCAAAACUUCCAAGAGAAUUAUGAAAGUAAUCAAGCCAACCUGCAUACGCAUGAAGACUCAUUUACAAUAGAAGAGUUAAACGGCGCUAUGGAGAAUGUGCUCAGCAGUUGGCAGAGUGACGAAGAUGAUAAUAGUGAAAAUAUUGUUGUGAACGGCGCAAACUCUGAAAGAUUCAUAAAAGAUGCGAAUGCAACUGACGGUGUUGAGGAUGCACAAAUUUCACAAUUAUCAAAGCGGAGAAAGGAGCUAGAGGCACGAACGAAUGUAAAGAAAAUGUAUAACGCAAAAUUAGAGGAAAUACUCAAAUUUUUAGAUACAAAAGUCUAUAUAGAAGUGCGUCCCAAAUAUCUUAUGCCCGAUACAAACUGCUUUAUUGACUGUCUGGACGAUUUUGUGAAUCUUAUUAACGAGCAUAAGCGUUACAUACUCGUUAUACCACUGACUGUUGUCAAAGAGUUAGAUGGCCUCUAUAAAGGCGUCAAAGUGGAGUCUUAUCAGGAUUCUACACAAAAGAAUCGCAUACAUCACUAUGACGAUGUUUCCACAUGCGCUAAACGCUCACUGGAUUUCAUAAUGAGCGCAAAAAAUAACGUCAAGUGUGCCACUACGAAAGGUUCAUUUAUAAAUGCAUCAUUAUUUGCUUUGGCCGAAGAGGAAUUUAUGUCAAAUGAUGAUAAAAUUUUAUCAACUGCAUUAUCACUUUCGAAAACAAUGAGCACUGAAACCAAUAGCGACGGCAAAUAUUUCAUACAAACCGAAUUGGUACUAAUCACAACGGAUCGCAAUUUGCGUGUUAAAGCUUUGGCGCGCAACUUGGCUGUUAGUGAAAUGGCUGAAUUUCUGCAAUGGGUCAAGGACUGUAAUACCUAACAUUAUGUAAUAAAAAAAACGACGGGUUUUAUUUACAUCACACUCAUACAUGCAUAAUGUGUGCAUGGAGAGUGCGCUAGCUGGUGAGCCGGACCUAAUUACAGGUGUGCUUGUAUUGUUGAAAAUGCAUAAAAUUAAAUCAACAUAAUAAAAAAAAAAACGGCGCACGUCGACGCAUAUAACAGCUGACUUAACAUUUUUAUAGUAUGCAUACAUACUUACCAUAUAUACAUAUAUAUGUAUAUAAAAGGUUUAGUGCAUGCAUAUACAUAUACGUAUAUGUAUUUGUACAACUCAAUGCUGUUAUACAUAUACUUAUACUUAUACUUGGAAUAUCUAUUUGUAAAUUUGUAACAAAAUCUUAUACAUUCUUUUCUUGUUGAAAUAAUCUGAUUGGUUAUAUACACAUAUAUAUAUAUAUUUACUUCUAUUUUUCAUUAAUGAGUGUACAACCAUUGGGGUUUGGGUAAACUUUUAUACCACAAUUUCUGUGUGAAUUUUUUAUUAUACUUCCAAUAAAUGCGAUUUUGCUAAAAGAAAAA
Molecule: messenger RNA, 3787 nt
Organism: Ceratitis capitata (Mediterranean fruit fly)
Lineage: Eukaryota; Metazoa; Arthropoda; Insecta; Diptera; Tephritidae
Gene: Smg6
Product: telomerase-binding protein EST1A
Exons: 14
Coding region: 138-3245 (1035 amino acids)
Biological process (GO): nuclear-transcribed mRNA catabolic process, nonsense-mediated decay
Cellular component (GO): telomerase holoenzyme complex
Molecular function (GO): protein binding; telomeric repeat DNA binding; telomerase RNA binding
Source: RefSeq, a predicted model, not a curated record